Molecule: messenger RNA, 1847 nt
Organism: Acanthocheilonema viteae
Lineage: Eukaryota; Metazoa; Nematoda; Chromadorea; Rhabditida; Onchocercidae
Source: the annotation of a GenBank genome assembly
AUGAAGGGAGCAGGUGUGCAGCGUAUAACAAAUGGCACUGCCAGUGAUGAUUCAGUGCUUCAUCCAGAGAUGUGGUGGGGACAGCACUUCACAGAUCAAGAAGUAUCUUCCACAAAAUAUGUUUAUAACUAUUCACAACUUGAUGAAAAUCAUCAAAAAACUCCAAUGUGUCGUAUUGCAGAGCUCGCUCGCUAUAAUAAAAUCAGGCAUGAGUAUAAACUCAUGGACGAAAGUGGGCCAGCUCACAAAAAACAGUUCACCGUUUCACUUGUACUUACUCCAGACCAGGCAAGUAUUCUGUUCCUUUAUGUAUUUUACGGCAAAGGAGCAUCUAUCAAGAAAGCUCAGCAAUCAGCCGCUGAAACUGCCUUGAAUGGAACCAUUUUGCCUAAGCCACCCGAUAAGAUCCCUUCAAAAAAAGGCAAAAGUGAUCUUCAAAAUCCAAUAGUCUUACUCAGAUAUGUCGCAGGACGGCUUGGAGUUGAGAUUAAAUUUAUUGACGAAGUAGUGCCGAUAUGCUCAACGCCACCACACCCUAUAACCCGUUUGCCAAUGCAACCACUAAUAAGGCCUCCUUUCAUCCCAGUGAUUAACGAGCAGUUCUUGGUUCUUCCGCCGCCUACAAUAGUAUUUGGACAACCACGUGUUCCUGCAGCACUGCAGCCAGCACCAGUUAUUAUGCAACCACCGACUGCAGUGAUACCCCCGCAAUUCUCAUUUUUUCAACAUUAUCGAUCACAUUCACAACUUCAUAAAGUUCGUUUAAUAUUAAGUAAGGAAUUCCCCGAGUUUAUUGGAAAGGGAAUGACGAAGAAAAGGGCCAAGAAUAGCGCUGCUAAUGAGGCUCUUUCUUAUCUGGGACCUUAUUUGGCUACGUUGGAAGCGCAAUCAAAAAGCAAGAUAAUGAAUGAAUCAAAGAACGAAUUAACGACAAUUGAAAUCGAAGAUAUCAGAAAAGAUAAUUUAAAGUCAGUUAUUACAACAGCACGGAAUGGGAAAUCAAAAUCUUCUAUCUCUCAAAUACACGAAUGUGCUCUGCAUAUGCGUAUGAAUGUCGAAUUUUUGAUUUUGAAAGAAGAAGGACCGGCUCACGAUAGACACUAUCUAUUACGCUGUAAGCUUAUCUCUGCAGAACGGGUUAUCUCCGCAGAUGGUGAAGGAAGUAGUAAGAAAAUUGCGAAGCAGAAUGCUUGUUCGUUGAUGCUAACAAAAUUACAAUCUAUUGAAUCUUCACCAAUUUUCAUCGCGGCUGCAAUGUUGAAAUCACAGAAGAAAUUUGGGGCAUCAAAGGAACUUAAACGGAAAACGAUUAGUAAGGAUAUGAAAAUGAAUCCAGAAUAUGGUCAUCAAAUUAAUCCGAUCAGUCGUUUGAUGCAAGUUAUGCAAGCCCGAAAGCAAAAUGAACCGAAAUUCCAGCUUGUUGCUGAGCGCGGACAGAGUCGUUAUAAAGAAUUUGUGAUGGAGGUAAUCUGUGAUGAUGGCCUUCGCUGCGAAGGUGUCGGACCCAACAAAAAACUUGCAAAGCGAGCUGCAGCUGAAGCAGUGCUAGCAAGGAUUGGAUAUGUAAAACCUAUGCCGAAACCUGGAAAAAGUCUUCUCAAGAAAAAACCUGAAGAAUAUGUACAACGAUCACAUAUUGGUAUGUUCGAACUUGAGAAAGAGGAAAAAUUAGCGCAACAUGUGGAAGAGAAGGAAGAUGAAGGUGCAAAUGUUGCGAAAAUCUCAGAAGUUACUUUAUCUGUGACUGCGUCGAUAGGAUCACAAGUGAUGGCUUUUGCUGAUGUUGAUAGGAGUUUGUGUGCCGAUGAACAAAAAGAUAUCUGGGGUAGCACUGUCACCGAGACUAA